Messenger RNA from Rotaria socialis, 1029 nucleotides. The record is from the annotation of a GenBank genome assembly. NCBI's taxonomy places the organism in Eukaryota, Metazoa, Rotifera, Eurotatoria, Philodinida, Philodinidae.
AUGAAACGAGCCUUGGUAAUUGGCAAUGAUUCUCAUGAGCAAAAUAACUCAUUACUAACAUGCGUCAAUGACGCUAAUGAUAUGCACGAUGCUUUACAGACAAUCGGAUUUAACGUACUAUGUAAAACAAACCAACGAUUGGAUGAUAUGAAAAUAGCUACCGAUGCGUUCAUACAAUGCAUUCAACCAGGUGAUAUUGCGUUUUUCUACUUUUCUGGUCAUGCUAGUCAAGUGGAUGGUAUAAAUUAUUUGACGCCAACAGAUGAUAGAGGAAUUACUUUACGUACAAUAAAAUAUCGUACUUUGAUUGCUCAGAAACUGAUCCAUGAUGUAUCUCAGCGGCGUCCAGGAUUGUUCAUCAUCGUUCUCGAUUGUUGUCGAACGGGUAUGAGCGAUGACUCGUCAAACGUAAAGAGUUUCUUUGGCUUAACUUCAAAACGAAUCAAAGAUGGACUUGCACCAAUGCAAGCACCACCAUCGACAACCAUUUCUUAUGCAUGCGCACCCGACCAAGCAUCGUUAGCUGGCUCAUCAAAACAACAUAAUAGCGCCUACACUUGCUUUUUACUUAGUUAUAUCGUAUUACCAAUGGAUAUCAAGAAAGUCUUUCAACGAACAGCCAUUGAUGUUCAAAAGUCUACUAGAAGUAUGCAAAUACCGUAUUUGAAUGUCAACUGCUAUGGACCAGCGUAUAUUGUUGACAGUUUCAUGGCUAAUAACCCAGCGGCACAGAAUUUCCUGCAGAGACGGCGUCCGUGUGGAUAUUACCCCUCGUCUGACGAACGACGACAUGGUAUUCCGAAUCAUCAAUAUCGAACCAAUAACUCACAGUGCCGACGGAACACUCAAUUCGGGAUGCCAAAGAAUUAUCACUCACCUAACAAGAUGUUGGUGCCAAACAUCAGAAGAAGAAUUGUGCCUCCUGGUUUCCCGCUUGUCGCUAGCCACAAGCGUCAUCAUGCAUUAAAAGAUAGUCGAUACCAACGGACAAAUUUGACAUCUAGCUUCAAUACUUUUCGAAUAUAUUAA